Lizanozyma spartinae is the source of this 540-nucleotide messenger RNA. RefSeq lists its product as uncharacterized. The record is from RefSeq and is a predicted model, not a curated record. The transcript has a single exon. Lineage: Eukaryota; Fungi; Ascomycota; Pichiomycetes; Serinales; Debaryomycetaceae. The coding region runs from base 1 to 540 and encodes 179 amino acids. Gene Ontology annotation, cellular component: nucleus.
AUGCCUAUCGCCCAUAACUUAAAUAAAGUGUCCAAGAAUGUAUCCAAAGCAACCGGAUCAAUUCAUAUCAAAGGAAGAAAGUUCAAGCAACUUAACAGAGCCACUCUAAGAGAUAAAAAGAUUACAUCCAAGAAGGCAGAGUCAUUAGAAAAGAAGCAAAGAGAUAUGCUUUUGUUCAAGUUUGUUCAAGAAGUUCUUAACACAGAAUUCAAAGACAAAUCCCAAUUCACGUUGGAUGAUAUGAAAUUACUCAUUGAAAGCUUUCUUGCCAGAUUUGAUGAUGAAUUGGAAGAAAUGAAGAAAGAUAAAAGACCAGGAAGACCUGUUUCCACAAAGCAAAAGAUCUUGCAGGAGAAGAUAAAUCAUGAUAAACAAUUAUACCAAACAGGCAUAAGAUUCCCUGAUAUCUCUGAUCCUCAUACGGUUGAACGUAUAAGGUUAUGGAAUGGUUCAUCUGGUGGAACAACAGUAAUGAAGUUUGUGUUUAUUUCAAAGUCAAUGGCCCAAUUGCCUGUUAAGGAGGUAUCAAUGAAGGAAUAA